Messenger RNA from Saccostrea cuccullata (small rock oyster), 1327 nucleotides. RefSeq names its product kelch-like protein 24. Lineage: Eukaryota; Metazoa; Mollusca; Bivalvia; Ostreida; Ostreidae. The annotation marks the transcript as partial. Gene Ontology annotation, molecular function: protein binding. The transcript is spliced from 2 exons. The record is from RefSeq and is a predicted model, not a curated record.
CGAAGCAUAUGUUCGUGCAACCCUACACAGAUGACCAACUGAGGAACAUUAAAACUCUCCCAAGAGCUAGAUGCACAACUAGGGAAUGAAAAUGGAGGAAGAAUCUUCAUCUGUUUCCAGUUGUUUGCUGGAGGGACUUCGUAAAAUGUACAAAUCUCAGCGGUUCACUGACGUCAUCAUCAACGUCGAGAACCAGUCUUUUCGGUGUCAUCGGGUCAUUCUGUCGUCUGUUUCUCCGUAUUUCGACGCCAUGUUUUCUUCUGGCAUGAAAGAAUCCAACUCCAUGGAAAUAAGUCUUCAUAAAACCAGCUCUAAAUUAUUUCAUGAUAUUCUUCAGUAUGUGUAUUUGGGGAAAGACAUCAUGAAGCCUGAUACGGUUGGAGAUCUUCUGCAGAUUUCCUCGAUGCUUCAAAUCACGUGUUUGCAGAUCAAAUGUGAAGAUUACAUUACGAGAAACAUAGACGUUCACAACUGCAUAGGAGUCUGGAAACUAGGGAAAUCACAUAAUAUUGAAAAACUAGUAGAUAAUAGCCAUCCAUUUAUUUUGAAUAAUUUCGAAGACGUUUGGGAAAGCAACGACUUUUUGAAACUUGAAAAGGACGAAGUGGAAAACCUUAUUCGUGACGAAAGGCUAAAUGUCUCUGGCGAAGAGGUCGUCUGCAAGGCCCUUUUUAACUGGAUAGCAGCAGACGAGGUUCGAAGGAAAAUAGCAUUUCCGGAGCUAUUUGAACAUAUUCGACUCACCUCAGUCAAUCUUGAAUUCUUACUGGAUCAAGUUGAUCAGCAUCAUAUGGUUCUUGAACACAGUGCUUGUCGAACAGCGGUGAAAAAUGCCAUCAAAUAUCAUGCAUUGCCGUCAAGGCGCCAAGAGCUGACUUGGGACGAGAAACCUUAUCGGAUCAACACAGAACAGGAACAGAUUCUGGCAAUUGUGGGGAAACGCCUUUCAGGCAAUGACUCGAUUGUCACAGAAUUUGUUGGAUACAGUUUUGCAAACAAAAAAUGGGUUGCACUUCAACCUAUCGUUGCCGACAUUGGAGAAGACUUUGCAGUUUGCUCUUAUGGUCAUGACAUCUUCAUUACCGGCGGAACAACGAAUAUGACGAGUUGUAUAAGAUAUUCUGCAAAACUGUCGCAGUGGCGGGAAAGAUCUUCUAUGCAAUAUGGUCGAUACAGACAUUCAAUGGUGGCAAUGUCGGACUCGUUGUUUGUCUUUGGUGGUUACAACUUUGGAACCUUAAACAGCGUCGAACAAUAUGACAUGGGAACUGAAGCAUGGAAACAAGUUGGGGAACUACAUUUUGGAGUAGACAGUAGCUCUGCAGCG